AUGCCCCCCUACGCAUUGCCAAUGAUGUCAAGGAUCAUAAAGGGCUCAGCUCAGCUGCUCCACCCUGGUGAUGCAAAGUAUGAAGAGCAGAUGGUCAAAGGAGUCCAUGGCCUUUCCGUACAGCUGGCGUGUGGCGACGUGGUCUCACCCAUGGUCGUUUUCUGGAGCUUCACCAAGCAGGGCUCACUCAUUCCCAGGGCUGUUGCUAUCAGCAAUGGGAUAGAAUCCAAGGUAGAGAAGGCUUCUGUGGUCCUGGGGCAGGUGAGCCUGAGAAAUGGCACCCUGGAGGUGAGGGACCUGCAGACAGCUGCUGAAGGGCACUUCAUGUGCCAAGCCAUGUAUGAGGAAGAAGAAGAGAUCAGAGUUGGCUACUUCUACAUAGAGCUGGUGGUUUUGGGGAAGGGCCAGCUGGAGCUGCACCCCAUCACAGACACCAGCUUGUGUGAUGUGGCGCUUGUAGCCACACUGCAGUUUAAACUAGGUACAGUUCCUGUUUCAAAGCCCUUCCUCCAAAUGAACAACUCUACACCAGUAGAAGGUAUGGCCAUCAUGAUGACAUGCUCUGUGAAGGAGGGGACACCCCCGCUCAGGUACUCCUGGCACCACUACACCAGUCGGGACAGCACAGGGACUGUGGCUGAAACUGCCAGUGGCCCAGCCAACCGGACACACAUGGGCUGGUACACCUGCACUGCCCUCAAUGAAAUCAACAGCCAGACCAGCGAGCCCAUGUAUCUUGAUGUCAUUUAUGGCCCUGAUGAACCUGUGAUCAGUAUUGAGCCAUUUGCUAUUAACCAUAAUGGCUUCUCAGCUAACGAGCAGGAGGAGGUGAUCAUGACCUGCCUGGCCUCUUCUAACCCACCCAGCCACUAUCUCUGGUUUUACAACAGCUCUCAGGUCUACUCUGGCCAGAAAUAUGUGAUAGCCAAGAUCUCCCGGACUCAGACAGGCACUUACACUUGCCUGGCCCAAAACAUCCACCUCAACACACGCACUCAGACCACCAUCAUCCUCACCGUCUACUUGCAGCUGCGGUGGGUGAAAUCCAGCCAGGAAGCAAACACCGGGGUGGCCUAUUCCAAUGCCACCAGCAUCCAGCGAGGCAUGGACAUCCAGAAUGGCAGCAUGUACACCUGCCUGGCUUUCCACCCAGGAAUCGGGGAGAAGGCUGUCUGCAAGACCACUGUCUGGGCCCCUGCUGGGAACCCCACCUGUUCUGCUAUGGCCACCAAGCAGAAUGAGUUCCUCAUGCUAUCCUGCAACUGGCAAGGGGGGAUGCCCCGUGUCACACUCUGGUGGAGAGAUUGGAGGAACCAUGUGCUGGGGGGCUUGAAACAGUCCAGCAACAUCUACGUCAUGAAGUCCAACAGCAGCCUGGGCGGCAAGGAGUUCACCUGCAUCGCAGCCCACCCUCUCCGGGCCAGAGCAAUAGAGUGCCGCAUCCAGCUGGAAGCCCCCAGGCUGGUGGCGGAGAGCACUGAGGUGUCGCUAUUUGAAGGUGACGAGGUCCAGCUGGGCUGCAUGCUGCAAGGGCCCCAUCUGGGCUCUGAAGUUUUCUGGUACAACAACAAGAACCAAGUGAUCAGACCAGAUGCUCAAAAAUAUAGGCUGCAGCAGAGUGGCACCUGGUUCAAGCUGACCGUCCGGGACACGGAGUGGCCGAGUGACAGUGGCAUCUACCGCUGUGCAGCCGUGAAUGCUGUGGGCAACACCAGCCUCCCCAUCAGCCUCCAUGUGAAAAAGUACCCGGUGCCCCCCAACGUGACAAUCAGCAAGCUGAUGUACACCCGGCAGCGCACUGAGGUGCAGCUGGAGUGGGUGACGCAGGGUUCAGGGAACCUCACUGGCUUCAUGGUCCAGCGGCGAGACACAAAGAGAACCUUCUCAAACUCGUCCAGGUCAGUGGACAGCCUCUGGGAAACUGUGGCCAGCGACAUCGAGCCUGACAUCCGGGACCACCGGCUGGGCGGCCUGGACCCGGCAAUGGUGUAUGCCUUCCGCAUCCUGGCUGUCAACCACCGCACCACCGGGCACCCCUCCGAGAUGAAGACACCAGCUGAUCCACCUUUCAACGCCUACCCUGCCGUGAUUGGGGCCGCGGUGGCAGGGAUGAUAGUGGCGACAGUUCUCUCUCUUCUGGUGUUUCAGUACAUCAUCCGGAACCGUGCAAACAACCCAAAGGGCAGUUCAGCACCACCUGCCAUGACACAGGAGACUCCUUCAGCUCCAGAAGUCGCUGCUGAGGAUGCCCCAGUUGAAGUUACAAUCACCGUGACCGCUACUUCGUGA
Molecule: messenger RNA, 2289 nt
Organism: Alligator sinensis (Chinese alligator)
Lineage: Eukaryota; Metazoa; Chordata; Crocodylia; Alligatoridae
Gene: VSIG10L2
Product: V-set and immunoglobulin domain containing 10 like 2
Exons: 11
Coding region: 1-2289 (762 amino acids)
Molecular function (GO): protein binding
Source: RefSeq, a predicted model, not a curated record